UCUCUUCAUCAAUAAACACACACACAAAACAUAUACAUACAUAUAUAUAUAUGGUACGGUCCAAGAAAUUCCGAGGCGUCAGGCAGCGCCAAUGGGGCUCCUGGGUUUCCGAAAUUCGCCACCCUUUACUGAAGAGGAGGGUGUGGUUGGGGACAUUUGAGACAGCAGAGGCAGCAGCAAAGGCAUAUGACCAGGCAGCAAUACUGAUGAAUGGACAAAACGCCAAGACCAACUUUCCAACAGCGAAGCCUCGUAGUAAUAGUAAUAGUGGUGAUGAGUCUGAAUUGUGUCCGAAGGCACUUUCUGACCUUGUAAAUGCUAAGCUUAGGAGGUGUUGCAAAAACAUUUCUCCUUCACUCACUUGCCUCAAACUUGACACUGACAAUUCCCACAUCGGUGUUUGGCAAAAGAGAGCCGGUUCGUCUCGACCCGGUUCGAGUAAUUGGGUGAUGAGAGUUGAGCUUGGGAAGAAGACACAAUUAGUGGAGGAAGGAGCAAUAUCAACAUCAUCAUCAUCAAUUGAGAGUACUCAAGAAAAGGCUGCAGGUAACAUUGGCGUGGAUGAUGAUCUUGAAGAGAAUAGAAUUGCAUUGCAAAUGAUAGAAGAGCUACUUAAUUGGAAUUAAUUAAUCAUGUAAUUAAGUCACAAUUUUAUCCAAGCUAGUAAGAUAUUUAUAGCUUAAUUACCAACAAGUGUCCGAGUGGGGUUUACUCAUAAAGCAAAAAUUAAUGGAUAUAUAUAUAUAUCUACCCUA
Messenger RNA from Tripterygium wilfordii, 755 nucleotides. RefSeq names its product ethylene-responsive transcription factor SHINE 2-like. Gene Ontology annotation, biological process: regulation of DNA-templated transcription. The record is from RefSeq and is a predicted model, not a curated record. The transcript is spliced from 2 exons. Bases 51 to 626 code for a protein of 191 amino acids. NCBI's taxonomy places the organism in Eukaryota, Viridiplantae, Streptophyta, Magnoliopsida, Celastrales, Celastraceae. Gene Ontology annotation, molecular function: DNA-binding transcription factor activity; DNA binding.